This is a messenger RNA of [Candida] anglica, 1555 nucleotides long. NCBI's taxonomy places the organism in Eukaryota, Fungi, Ascomycota, Pichiomycetes, Serinales, Debaryomycetaceae. The record is from the annotation of a GenBank genome assembly.
ACACAUCUUAUAUUAUAAAUAAUACUUUCCAAAUAUGUCUUUACCAUUACUGUAUGAAGUUACCCUUCCAGAUGGACAAAAAUUCACCCAACCUUCAGGUUUGUUCAUUAACAAUGAAUUUGUCAAAUCCAAGUCCGGUAAGACUCUUGACUCUAUAAACCCAUCCACUGGUGAAGUGAACGGUAGUGUUUAUGCUGCUGAAGAAGAAGAUGUUGACAUUGCAGUUGCUGCUGGUAGAAAGGCAUUCAAGACCGUUUGGAAAAAGACCACUGGUGUUAAGAGAGGUCAACUUUUGAACAAAUUUGCUGACAUCCUUGAACUGAGAAGAGAUUUGAUUGGUGCUAUGGAAGCUUGGGAUUCUGGUAAGACCAAGGCCCAGAAUGCAGUCUUUGACAUUGAUGAAACUGUUGCCGUUUUCAGAUACUAUGCUGGAUGGGCUGAUAAGAUCCAAGGUAGAGUUAUUCAAAAUAAUCCAAAGACUUUGGCUUACACUGUCCAUGAACCAUUUGGAGUUUGUGGUCAGAUUAUUCCAUGGAACUACCCAAUCCUUAUGGCUUCUUGGAAAUUAGCUCCUGCUUUGGCCGCUGGUAAUGUUGUUGUGUUGAAAUCAUCUGAAAUUACUCCAUUAUCCAUUUUGUACUUGGCACAAAUCUUUAAAGAAGCUGGAUUCCCACCUGGUACUGUCUCCAUUCUUUCUGGAUAUGGGGCCACCUGUGGUAAGGCCUUGACUUCUCAUUUGGAUGUUGACAAGGUUGCCUUCACUGGAUCUACUGCUACUGGUAAAGUGAUCCAACAAUUGGCUUCUGCUAACUUGAAGGCUGUUACAUUGGAAUGUGGUGGUAAAUCUCCAUUGAUUAUCAGAGCUGAUGCUGAUUUAGAGCAAGCUGCUAAAUGGGCUGCCAUUGGUAUCAUGUAUAAUCAAGGUCAAGUUUGUACUUCUACUUCCCGUAUUUACAUUCAUGAAUCUGUUUAUGACAAAUUUUUGCAACUUUUUGCUGAUCAUGUUACCAGCGAUUAUAAGCAAGGACCUAUGUUCAACGACGAUGCUGUUGUUGGACCUCAAGUAUCAAAGCAACAAUUUGAAAAAAUCUUGUCUUACAUUGAUAUUGGUAAGAGUGAAGGUGCUAGAGUUGUUCUUGGUGGUGAAAGAAAUGCUGAAGGUGAAAUGGCUAAAGGUUUCUUUGUCAAGCCAACCAUUUUCGCUGAUGUUACCCCUAAGAUGAGAAUUGUAAAUGAAGAAAUCUUCGGUCCUGUUGUUGCUUGUGGUAAAUUUUCCACUGAUGAAGAAGUACUUGAAUAUGCUAACCAAACUCAAUAUGGAUUAGGUGCUUCUAUUUUCACCAAGGAUAUUACCGUGGCCCAUGAAAUGGCUUCUGAAGUUGAAGCCGGUAUGGUGUGGAUCAACUCUUCCAACGACUCCGACCAUCACGUUCCAUUUGGAGGUGUCAAGAUGAGUGGUGUUGGUAGAGAACUCGGUGAAUAUGGUUUAUCUACUUAUACCCAAGCAAAGGCUGUCUUUGUUAACUUGUCCAACAAGUUGUAAUGAUGUAUCGAA